GUCCUGGGCUGUGUCCUGUGCAUUCUCAACAUGCACAAGAAGGUGGAGAACUGAUCUCCCUCUCUCUCCACUUUCUGAGCAAGAGACUGGACAGCUGUUUAGGGGACAUAAGUGAGUUUUAUAUAUUUUUUACCAGGAUGUCUGAGAGUAUUGUAAGGAAGGUGCAGCCCUUCACCAUUGGAACCAGGCUCUCUGUUCCUUCUGUAACUAAAUGCCAGGAGUUUCCACAGAGUUAUCUGCCCAGUGAGGCUCUGGAUAAUUGCGUUUUACAGCGCAACCUGAACUCACUCUACCUCAGCAGAUCCCAGGUCUGUGCACAUGGCUCCCGUCUUGUUUUACCGACCGUCGACCAGGCAGCCCCCGUCAAAAUCCAGCCGGAGCACGUGGCGGCGGAGGACCACCUCAACCAGAACAUCGCCUCUCCCUCUGCCGUCUCCAGAUCCAUCAAAAAGAUCACCAUCUCUGGAAGCAAAGACCAAUCCGACUCCAAGACAGCGCUGGGACCAGUCACAUGCGCCACGUCUGGAAACAACAACAACAAUAACAACAUCAGCAGCAGCAGCAGCAGCAGCAGCAGCACUCCAGAUCAACAUCUGCCAAGAAUCGUGGAAGUUAGCUGCGAAAAUAAACCCAACUCUCAAUUUAAGGUUUUACUCAGCAAAGAGGGAAGUAAUGUAUUUCUGCCUGCACAGGAACAAAGUUGGGAAAAACUAAAUGGAGAGAAAUCAGUCGAGAUUUCACCACUUGAGCUGCAGAAAAAAGAGCUUCAGAGGAGAGAAAGUCAGCAGGAUGAAGCGCUGGCUAAAUCCCACAGUGAAUGCUUCACUCAGCGAAACUCUCUCUUCAACAAAGAAGCACUGCAGGCAGAAGCGUGGAUGAAAAGCAAACUCCAAGACCUGAAAGACGGAUGUAAUGUUCAGCAUCGCCCCUUGCAUGACUGGGAGGAAGCCUCACAGACGCUUCACAGAGACCUGAAGGACUUUGAGAACACCCUGAUUCAGCUCAACCAGCUGGGUGAACAGCUGAUCUGCAAGUUGAACCCAAUGUCCGACCUGGUAAAGAAACAGCUCAGUCAGCUCAGGGAGCAAUGGCAAACCCUGAAGCAGAUGGCCGCAAAUCAGACGCACGCUCUAGGUGGAGCCAGGAGCCUGCAGGAAUUCAACAGGAAGGUGGACAAACUGGAAGCUUGGAUUAAAGAGAAGAAGGAAGAGGAGCAGUGUCUGGUGAGUGUCCUGGGGGAAAAUGUUGACAAAAUGCAGCUCACCAGGAGAAUUCUGGAUCUCAAACAGGAUGAGCAGCUCCACAGAAACCUGCAUGAAGAGAUCAACAACUUGGCCCUGAAGCUGGAGAAACUGGGGAAGGCAGAUAGCAAAAACAUCACCAUCAGGAAGAAACACAUCAAUAAAAUGUGGCUGAAGGUCCAGUCCUACCUGAAAAACUACCACGAGAACCUUCAGGUCGCGCUGGAGAUGUCGUCUUUUUACCAGCAGGCUGAUAAUACUCUGGAUGCUAUAAGCAGCAUGCGGAGAAGCAUGUCUGCAUCCAAAGACCUGGACACCUUUGGCGACAAAGAAAUCCGCGACAUUGCUGGUCAAAUCAUGAUGCUGGAUGUGAGCGUGUCUCAGCUGCCCAAACUGCACCCCGGCCUGGCUGCCGGCGUCACAAAGAAGCAGGCCGAGGUGAAAGACUGCUGGACGCUCCUCCAGAGGGAUCUAAGGAGCGACAGGACGACAAACUCCCUCUCCAGCUCCACUUUCACCAGGGAAGAUGCUGACCUCCUGACUCCAGCGCGAGAAGCCCAAUGCAUCAUGGGAUCUGAGACACAUGGGAUCAUGGGAAAAGAAGUGAAGGAGGAGCAGAACCGUCUGAAAGGCAGCAGAAGUAUUGCUGACGGCCACAGCCAAACCCAGAGCAGCCAACAAGACGACCAACAAUCAGUGAACCACAGCUCUUCACCAGAAGGAAAUGACUCACUCAGUGUAAACGAAGCCAUCAGCAGACAUGAACUAAGCAGAAAGCCGAGAGAGGAGCACAGGCUUUCCGCCGGCCACCGAGGCCACCCACAGCUUCACCUGCAGCUCCAGAAGUUCACUCUGUCGGCUGACAAGACUUUGUCCUGGCUGAAAGACAACGUUUCCGUGGCAACACAGGUGUGUUCGAUAGCGAGCUCCGAGGGACUGGAGGCAGCCAGAAGGUGUCAACAGGCCCUCGAACAAGAAAUCCUCAACAACAGAGCCAGGAUAGAGGUGGUCAAAAGGGAGGGUCACGGGCUGGUCCGUGCACAGCACCCAGGCAGCGCCAGGAUUGAGGAGUUCCUCAGUCAGCUGGAAGUCUUGUGGGAAGAACUGAGGAGGAGGCACCAGAGGAAUGCUGUGUUUCUGCAGGCCUCUGAGAAGCUGGGCUUCAGAGUUGUGAAAGUGCUCCAAGCCCUCGGCAGCCUGGAGGCCUGGCUGGAGUCCGUGGAGCUUUCCAUGAAGGCAUCUGCCAUCGCCGGCGACCCCGAAACCAUGAGCCGGGCCGAGAGGGAGAGCUGCCUGCUGGAGAAAGAGGUGGCAGCUCGCAACGUGGAGCUCAGCGCUCUGAGGCAGGAGGUGGACCGCCUUCAUGGCCAUAGUCACCCCCACACACGGGGAUUGGCAGCGCGCAUGGAGGAGUUGGAGAGAAAGUAUCAGUGUGUGCUCAGUGCCCUGAUGCUACAGAGCUCAAAGCUGCAGGACACACGCAUGCUGACUGAGUUUCUGGAGCAUUUGGAGCUGGACGAGAGCCAAGAGCUCAUCGGAGGACAAUAUAAUCCUGAUCAGCCUCUACAUAGUGACAUUUCCUCAGUCCCCACAUUGCUUGGGCUCCAAAGCAGUGGUGUCGGAGACAAUCAGAUAGAAACUAUGGGCGACCCUGUGGAAGAACUGCGGGAGGCAGUGGAGAUGCUGAACGACACUGUGAGGGAAAGAGGUCGAUCACAAAGCCACGACCACGCCAUCCAGGAACUGCUUAGCAAGCAUGCCAGCCUUGCGGUGCGCCUGGAGGACUGUUUGUGCAGCAGCAAGAAGCUGAGCCUGGAGAUCCUGGAGAAGGAGACGGACAUGGCUGUGCAGUGCGAGCCGGACCGCUGUGGCUUCGGGCUGCUCCGGGACAAACUGGGCCACCUGGAGAUUGACUAUAAAAUCAUGAAGGAGGACAUAAAGAAGAUGGAGAACCAGGCUUUGCGUCUGAAGGAGCUGUGUCCAGAGAAAGCAUGCACAUUCGAGGUGAAGACCCAGUCUACGCUGCAGGUCUGGAGUGAACUGGGGAAGAGCGUGAAGGACAACAGAUCACGUCUGCAGAAGUUUGUGGAGCUCCAGGGCUUCUUCAGGAGCUACCUCGCCAUGAUCUCAUGGACUGAAGACACUAGGUCAUGCAUUUUCUCAGACACUGCACUGCACCUCAGGAAAGAAGGACAGCGGCCACUGGCGGCAGAGCUGGACAUCCAAAUCGAGCAGAAGUUUAACGAGUUUGACGAGUUGGCAGCCAAAGCAAAGACUCUUUUAAACAAAGAACACCACCUCACACAGAUGGUGAAGGAACGCAUGGAGGAACUGAGGAGCAUGCUUGGGUGGAUCUCAGUGCACUGGAGAGCCCAGAAACAACAGUGGCUUUACAAACAGAACAGAGAGGAACCCUCACAUGAUAACAUUUACUCUGAGGCAACAAUGUGGCACUCAUUUAAAGAGAGUUCGGUUGCUGACCCAGAAGUCUUCCAACAAUCACAUGCCAUCAGGACCUCUGAGGACACAACAAAUGCAGCUGAAUGUAAUGAAGAGAGCGAAGGGAAAAUGUCAGAAGAUGGGUAUGAAGUCAUGAAUAGGAUCGGCCCACGAGGCGAUUCUCCCAAAGCAAACAUUAUGUUGGUGAAGGAGAGCAGCAGCCCACCUGUUGGGGGCGCUGUAAACCUCAUCCUUAGCUUCGGGAGCAAUGAGGACAGCCAAGUGCAGGUGCUCGACCUACCUACUGGGACAGAUGAGAAGUUGAAGGAGACCUCUGAGCCUGUUCACAGGGUAAGUACUUACCUGCAUGUUAAGGACAGCACCCUGGCUGUGGCCCCGGUGUACGAGAGUAUCACCCUUCCCCGCCUAAAGAGCCGUUCUGCAGCCUCGAACUCCCCUACUUUAUGGCCGUCCGCCUCCUCUGCCAGUUCCUCACAAUCCUCCCCUGUGACUGACCCACAAACGACCAACGCCGGCUUUUGCCCCACAACGGGAAGUGGCGGCAGCUCCAUCUUCUGCAGCCUCAAACGGAUGAGCAAGAAGAGGAAAAGGAAGCGAGACGAGCGCAGACACACAAUACAGAGAAUCAUGGACGUGGAUGAGCAGACCAGUGGGAUGCAGCGGUAUUACUCUGAGACGGUGACGUAUAACACUCAAACAUGGCCGCUGAAGGAAGGUCAGAGGAAGAAGAGCUUACAGAAAAACAGAAAUGUUACAGGCAGUGAGGCUUACAUAAAAAACCCGCUUCUGAAAGACAUCGAUUCAGAGUGUUCAGGAGAAAACAGCAUCACUCCGUACGCUAUAUCAUCCGGACCAACGACUUCUCCAUCAGAGCCUGGGAGAAGCCACUGCAGAGUCCUCUCUUUGGGCUCGGUGUUGAGCUUCGAUCUGCCAAAAGACAUGACUCUCAUCCCCAGCAUUCAGGAAAUCAUCACUAUUGCCCCUCCAGAGUCUAAAAAAGCUGAUGCAACAGAUUCUGACCCUCUUUCUCAAAGAAAAACAGUUCUGAGCUCUUUCAGACAGACCCACAUCCUGGCGUCCAUCAAAGGAAGUGAAAUUAGCUCUUCUGAAACACAGGAGUCAAUAGCUGCAGCAAAAUAUCUACCUGAUGAGGAGGUGAGUUUACAGUCAUCUUCCCUGGAAAAACCUUGUGCCGGAUCAGAGGAGAAGGACGAAAUCUCGUCAGAUACUAAAUCUACAACAAAUGAAAUCAGUUCGCCUUCAAAGCCGCCUAUUUACAUGAACCAAGCCCAUAACUGCUGCUCAGUCCCUCAUAAACACGAGUGUCUCAGUGUCCAUACGCUCAUCCGGGACCUGAAUGGACACCAGUUCCAUAAAUGCACAAAAUCCCAGUGUGAGCAUGAAAACAGUCCUCAGCUGAAAUCAAACCAAGCUUCUCAUGUGAGAGUGAAUCUGAAGUCAACGAUGAGCGUCAGUGUUCGACAGGACUCUGUAGAUUCUGGCAUCUCCACCUCCAGCAAUUUCAAGCUUUGCACUGACGCUCCCUGUCUGGAUCAGCCCCGGCCUAAAGGAGUGGUGGGGAAACUUAUUUCCCUUGAGGUGGGAGGCAUAGACCCGACUACAAGAGAAAACUAUGCCGCGUUCUCAAGUUCGGCCCCAGAAUCCGUGAAUAUCAACACAAAGCCGGUCCAUGUCGACCACCAGCAGUUUGAGGAGGAAGAAGAAGAACUGGAGGACAUCUGGAAACAGAACACCAACUACAGGCAGAGCAUCUGCUCAGACAUCAUGUACCAGCCCAACCAAACCGGAGAUCCACUUUCCAGCUCCCCUCCUGUCACAGAGCCACCUAUUCUCUACAGAAACCUGGUCACCGUCUCGGAACCAAACCUCCUCAUAGCCGAGUUCAAACUCCCCUCCCACAUCCAGAGCUCUCUGGGUUAUGAGAAGUGGCAGAGCUCCAAAGAUCACCUCCCUCCUCUGGCCACAUCGGACCGGAGGUCCUGGGCGGCGUUUCCCAACAGAGAACCAGCUAGCAAAACUGCAGUGAUGCUGAACGAGACGGCAUCUGAUCUGGUGAAGCUUCCAGAUGUCGGCGACAAUCCGAGAUAUGUUUACCAAUACAGAGAGGAGGAAGAGGGGGAAGAAAAGGAGAUGAAGGAAGGAGAGGAGCUAACCAUGUACUCACAAAACGAGUCUAUGAGUCUCCUUUCAGUCAAUAUGGGUUUUAACAAAGCCUGCCAGAAAAAUCUUAAAGACGUAGCAAAGCCUCAAGAGAGAGUAGCCACAGGAGGGCGCUGUUUCAUCCUAAGUGGAAAACCGGAGCAUCAGUCUAUGGAGGGAACCCUGGAGAGGAAGCACAAGCUGCAGCUGGGAGGAAAGAAAGCUGCCUCCAGAGGCUGGAACUCCUACCACACUGUCCUACAUAGACACACCUUGUGCUUCUUCCAGGACAGAAAGGAUACACUGCGCAGCUCUGCAUGCGGUCUACCGCUGAACCUCAUGGGAGCUGAGUGCUCGGCUGCCCCAGACUACACCAAAAAACCCAACUGCUUCCGUCUACGGCUCCGUGACGGGUCCGAAUACUUGUUUAAUACCACCUCCCGCUUCUUGAUGAAGAAGUGGAUCAUGAAAAUACAAGCAAGCACAGGUCAAAGUGAGGUCAUGUCUUCACCAACAAAUGUUCCUGGUGAUCAAGCCUUCCCCAUCGCUUUAUGCCAGGAUCAAACCAGCAAUCUCUGCCAUUCCCAGCACAAAGUCACCCACACAUUCCCAAGGUUGAAACAACAGAGCAGCGAUCAAACCAAAGAAAUUGUCGUUCUCACCAGAGACCAGAGUCACAUGCUCCAGAGCCAAAGAGCAGACGAGAAGUCCAAGACCUCAUCAUUGGAUCCAAGCUGCUGUGAUGAUGAUGAUGAUGAUGAUGAUGAUGAUGAUGAUGAUGAUGAUGAAUGCAGCUUAACGCACACAGUGACUCACAGACUUUCUGUAGACAACACUUCUCCUUCUUCCUCUCACUCCCCUGCAACCAGCAGCCAGAACUGGCUCAGCAGCAAGCAUCGCUCCCACUCUUUUACAUCAGCAACCUACCAGAAGAUUAAACCCAUGCAACACUCUCCUGGAGGAGAAGGGGUAGAAAAAGCAUCCAACUACUGUGUGACUCUGGUGGUCGGGGGCAGUUCGGCAGACAGCUCGGCGAUAAGCAGAGCUCUGGAGCCUCCAGUGCUGCCCUCACCUUCAUGGCAGCCAGACGUGUUUAAGGACUCUGCUCUGAAAAGCUACUCGAGCCUCCCGCGACCUCGCAACAAAUCUGUCUUUAAAAAGUUCUUUGGGAAAAAAGAGCCCUGAGAGUAUAUACAUGCUGGUUUUUACAUUUAGUUUCUAACGUGCAGUGCACAUUUAAAUAAAAACACACUACUACUGACCAUAUUUAUGAGCUAAACACCUGUCCUAGUUAUAGCUUUGUUGCGUUCAUGAUAAAUCACUACAGAGCCUUAAAAGUCAUUGUAAAUAACCUGUUUUACGAGUGUCUUUUUUGAUCCUUCACUUUUUAAGUCAGAUAAAAACUAACACAACUGCUAGCACACUGCGACGUGUGCACUGUGUACUUACAGUUCAAUACAGAAGUGUACAUACAGUCAUCACUGGCGUGAAUGUCAUAUUAAUUCAGAACAAUAAAGGAUUUCUUUCAAUGAUUUAAAUUAAGAUGGAAGGAUAAUGCAGCUUUCAACUUUAGUAAUUUCAGGAAACAAGAGUUGGAUUAACAAGCUUAAACGUUUUCCGUAUUUUUUGUGUAAUCAACAAAAAGUACAUUAUCAAGUAUGGAGGUGGUAGCAUCAUGCAGUGGGGUUACUGGACUGCCAAUGGUACAGCUGCCUACUGGAUGGAAAAUUUUAGAAAGAAUAUGUCACCAAAUUCAUUCAUUUCAAGCUCCAAAUUACAUACAUACACCAUUAGCAAUAUACGAAUGCCAUUAUUAUGGGGACGAAUGGAAUUAUUUUAGGUCAUUAAUGGAUUUCAGAGUGCAAUUUGAGCUGAUUGUACCCUUUUUCUGAGCCACUGCAUUGUCAAAAUUAAACAUACACCGUCACUAAUAUCACCAGGUUGCGGAGAAACCACGGACGUCCUCGAAAUCCUGAUGUUGUGACUGCCGGCGAAAGGCUGAACGUUGUAAACGCUUCAUGCUCACUCUAAAAAUGCUCCUAAAUAAUUAUUUUAAUAGGUGAAACACCAAAUGUACCUUAAUAUGGCUUGUUAUGAUCUGUGGAAACCGUCUUUGCACGACUGCGGAAGCUAGCAUCCAUGUCUAUCUUAUUCCGCUCUUCUGGGUACAGCCAAUCAGCACCAAGGAAAAUGAACGGCACUUGUUGAUUGGCUGCCUUUUUAACACCAACCAAUAGCAUGUGAAGGAACUUUGCUCAAAGCUGCAUUUUCUUUGUAAUAUUUCAAAUAUGGUCUCUGAAAAAAAAACGAUAGAGAUAGCCAUUUUAGUUGAACCAUUUAAAAAAGUUAAAAUUUGAGUAUUAAGUCAAUUUUUACAGAAGAGGAUUAGGGCCACAGAAAAAAAAAAAAAAGAAUUCU
Gambusia affinis (western mosquitofish) is the source of this 8279-nucleotide messenger RNA. RefSeq lists its product as uncharacterized. Gene Ontology annotation, cellular component: cell projection; Z disc; plasma membrane. Gene Ontology annotation, molecular function: phospholipid binding; actin filament binding. Bases 138 to 7046 code for a protein of 2302 amino acids. The record is from RefSeq and is a predicted model, not a curated record. The transcript is spliced from 33 exons. NCBI's taxonomy places the organism in Eukaryota, Metazoa, Chordata, Actinopteri, Cyprinodontiformes, Poeciliidae. Gene Ontology annotation, biological process: actin cytoskeleton organization; muscle cell development.